Molecule: messenger RNA, 1576 nt
Organism: Daucus carota subsp. sativus
Lineage: Eukaryota; Viridiplantae; Streptophyta; Magnoliopsida; Apiales; Apiaceae
Product: 26S proteasome regulatory subunit 7 homolog A
Exons: 10
Coding region: 102-1394 (430 amino acids)
Biological process (GO): proteasome-mediated ubiquitin-dependent protein catabolic process
Cellular component (GO): proteasome regulatory particle, base subcomplex
Molecular function (GO): ATP hydrolysis activity; proteasome-activating activity; ATP binding
Source: RefSeq, a predicted model, not a curated record
AUGUAAGUUUGAUUCUUUUCUGGUUUGUUUCGCAAGAUACGUAUACUUAUACAUAGUUCAUAGUACUGAGAGAGAGACAGAGAGAGAGAGGAGGGAGAGAGAUGGCACCACCACCAGCAGAAUCAAUUGAAGAUGAGAUUAGGAACGAGAAGAACCCUAGGCCUCUUGAUGAAGACGAUAUCGCUCUCCUCAAAACCUAUGGACUGGGACCCUACUCCAACACCAUAAAAAAUGCAGAGAAAGAAAUCAAAGAAAUGGCAAAAAAGAUCAAUGACUUGUGUGGUAUUAAGGAGUCUGACACUGGCUUGGCUGCACCCAGUCAGUGGGAUCUUGUUUCUGAUAAGCAAAUGAUGCAGGAAGAGCAACCUCUACAGGUAGCAAGGUGCACAAAGAUAAUCAACCCAAACACGGAAGAUGCGAAAUAUGUUAUUAACGUUAAGCAAAUUGCAAAGUUUGUUGUUGGGCUGGGUGACAAAGUUUCGCCAACUGAUAUUGAGGAAGGCAUGCGUGUUGGUGUUGAUCGGAACAAAUAUCAAAUUCAGAUUCCUCUGCCUCCAAAAAUUGAUCCAAGCGUAACCAUGAUGACAGUAGAAGAGAAGCCUGAUGUUACAUAUAAUGAUGUAGGUGGAUGUAAGGAGCAAAUAGAAAAGAUGCGAGAGGUUGUUGAACUGCCUAUGCUUCAUCCUGAGAAGUUUGUAAAGCUUGGAAUUGACCCUCCUAAAGGAGUUCUCUGCUACGGUCCUCCUGGAACAGGCAAAACACUAUUAGCAAGAGCUGUGGCUAAUAGAACGGACGCAUGUUUUAUUCGUGUUAUUGGCAGUGAGCUUGUCCAGAAGUAUGUUGGUGAGGGAGCUCGUAUGGUUCGCGAGCUUUUUCAGAUGGCACGGUCAAAAAAGGCUUGCAUAGUGUUUUUUGAUGAAAUUGAUGCCAUUGGAGGUGCACGUUUUGAUGAUGGUGUGGGUGGAGAUAACGAAGUUCAACGCACAAUGCUUGAAAUCGUAAAUCAGCUUGAUGGUUUUGAUGCACGUGGUAAUAUUAAGGUCUUGAUGGCAACAAACAGGCCUGACACACUUGAUCCAGCACUGCUACGACCUGGGAGGUUAGAUCGUAAAGUUGAGUUUGGGCUGCCUGAUCUGGAAAGCAGAACACAAAUAUUUAAGAUCCAUACUCGGACUAUGAAUUGUGAAAGGGAUAUUCGAUUUGAACUUCUAGCUCGACUCUGCCCCAAUUCUACCGGAGCUGACAUAAGAAGUGUAUGCACUGAAGCUGGUAUGUAUGCCAUUCGUGCAAGAAGAAAAACUGUUACGGAGAAGGACUUCCUUGAUGCUGUCAACAAAGUUAUCAAAGGGUAUCAAAAGUUCAGUGCCACUCCGAAGUAUAUGGUGUACAAUUGAGUGAACUUUGUAUAAUGCUUAAUGGUGGCUGAAAAAGAAUUAAUUGUGAACACAUGGGAAUCAUUUUUUUUCUUCUGUCUAGACAUUUGCCUUUUUAGAGUAAAAGUUGCUUCCUUUCUUUUGUUUUCUUAUUGUAUUGUACCUUUGUGUAAUCUCAAGUCAUAUGGUUUUAAUCUUGUCAA